Molecule: messenger RNA, 183 nt
Organism: Pisolithus orientalis
Lineage: Eukaryota; Fungi; Basidiomycota; Agaricomycetes; Boletales; Pisolithaceae
Exons: 2
Biological process (GO): regulation of nitrogen utilization; mitochondria-nucleus signaling pathway; negative regulation of transcription by RNA polymerase II
Cellular component (GO): cytoplasm
Source: RefSeq, a predicted model, not a curated record
AUGUUGACGAGCUUCCCAGCUCCCGUACUUUCUGUUACGGCGGACGCGGUGAAGGAUCUCCAAGGGCACGAUGCUCUCACUGGACUGUGGACUCUGUUCACGAAAUGCAAAGAGUCCCUUCAGGAUGGGCGGAGGCUGGAAAACAUCUCCUGGCGAUUGUGGCAUCGCGAGCUUGCCCAGGCU